AUGGCCGAUCAGCCCCAAGACCCUGUCCACGCAGUUGAAUCAAAGAUUCACCGACUGGAGAAGUUUAUUGCUGAAUCUUUGAGGCCAUUGCCCACGGAGACUGGCGAUGGAACUUAUAUCAAGAUGGAUGUCACUACAGGUUUGGCCAAGGACAUUGGACAUGUUGAUCUGGCAGAAGUCAAAACCAUUGCUGAAGUCGCCAAAAGCGCGAUCACUGGUUCCCCCUUGAUGAUAAAAAUGAUUCAGCUGGCUGCCGGUUUGCCUGCCACUUCGGGUGCUCGUACAGAACUAACUGAGACUUUCCUCAAUACCUUGUGGAAUGAUUUGCAGCAUCCACCAGUUUCGUAUCUUGGCCGGGAUGCCAUGUAUCGUAAAGCAGAUGGAUCUGGAAACAACAUCUUCUGGCCAAAUAUUGGAGCUGCAGGUAGUCCUUAUGCACGAUCAGUUCGACCGGAAAUCGUGCAACCCGUAGAUCGCCCAGAGCCGGAGGCCCUAUUUGACAGUCUCUUAGUCCGGAAAGAGUUCAAGGAGCACCCGAACAAGAUUUCAAGUGUAUUGUUCUAUAUUGCGUCUAUAAUUAUUCACGAUAUUUUCCAAACCUCGAGAGAUGGGACGGCAACAAACACAUCAUCGUACUUGGAUCUGGGACCUCUAUAUGGUAACAAUCAAAAGGAGCAGGAUGAAGUAAGAACCUUUAAGGAUGGAAUGUUGAAACCUGAUUGCUUCUCCUCUAAGCGAGUUUUGGGAUUCCCUCCUGGUGUUGGUGUUUUGCUCAUCAUGUUUAACCGCUUCCACAACCAUGUCGCCACCCAGCUCACAGCAAUCAAUGAGGGUGGUCGCUUCACUAAGCCGGACGAGUCAAAUGCAAAGGCUUAUGCCACAUGGGAUAAUGAUGUGUUUCAAACUGCACGUUUGGUGACCUGUGGUCUCUAUAUCAACAUCGUUCUCAAGGAUUAUGUUCGAACUAUUCUCAACUUGAACCGAACUGACAGCACCUGGAGUUUGGAUCCUCGCAUGGAUGAGAAAGAUGGGUUGCUUGGAAAGGCAGUCUCCAAGGCUACGGGAAACCAAGUCUCGGCUGAGUUCAAUCUCGUCUACCGCUGGCACUCUUGCAUUUCUGCUCGUGACCAGAAAUGGUCGGAGGAGUUGUACAAAGAGAUUUUCAAUGGCCAGGAUCAUAACACCAUUAGUCCACAGCAGUUUGUGAUGGGACUCGGGAUAUACGAAUCAAAAUUGCCUGAGGACCCUUUGCAGCGGCCCUUUGCCACAUUGCAACGCCAGUCCAAUGGCUCAUUUGAUGAUGAUAGCUUGGUGAAAAUAUGGGAAGAGAGCGUGGAAGACGUUGCGGGAGCCUUUGGCACCUCUAAUGUACCAAGUGUCUUCAAAAGCAUCGAGGUCCUGGGCAUUAAACAGGCACGUUCUUGGAACUUGGCGACUUUGAAUGAGUUCAGGGACUACUUCAACUUGAAGCCAUAUGAGACCUUCGAAGAGAUCAACCCAGAUCCAUAUAUUGCUGAACAGCUCAGAAAUUUCUACGAGCAUCCUGAUCUUGUGGAGAUGUACCCAGGAGUCAUCGUGGAGGAUACUAAAGAAGCAAUGGCACCCGGCAGCGGCUUGUGUACAAACUACACAAUCUCGAGAGCGAUUCUGUCUGAUGCCGUUGCUCUAGUCCGCGGUGAUCGCUUUUACACAGUUGACUUCACGCCUAAGCACCUUACCAACUGGGCUUACAACGAAAUUAACUACGACACUAGCAUUGAUGGGGGCCAGGUCUUUUAUAAGCUCGUGCUACGGGCAUUCCCCAACCAUUUCCGAGCGGAUUCAAUUUAUGCACACUUUCCGACGGUGAUUCCGAGUGAGAACGAGAAGAUCAUGGCCAAUAUUGGAAGGGCUGGAAUGUACAGCUUUGACCGGCCGACCUAUACUCCGUUACCCAAAUCCAUCAAUUCUCAUGCCGCAUGCCAGGCCAUCCUCGCCGACCAGGACUCCUUCAAAGUAACCUGGGGCAAGAAACUCGAGUUUCUUCUGCAGCGAGCGGGCCACCCCUACGGCAAGGAUUUCUGUCUCUCGGGCGAUCUCCCGGCAAAUGCAGACUCCAGGAAAAUACUAAGGAACGCCAUAUAUCAGGAAAACUGGGAGUCUGAGGUCCGCAAAUUCUACGAGCAAAUCACGUUGCAGCUACUGCAAAAGAACUCGUAUAAGAUCGGUAGCGCGAACCAGGUCGACAUUGUGCGCGAUGUGUCAAAUCUUGCUCAGACCCAUUUCUGUGCUAAUGUCUUCUCUCUCCCACUCAAAACUGAGUCAAACCCCCGAGGUAUAUUUACUGGACCUGAGCUUUAUCAGAUAUUGGCUUUGCUUUUCACCUGUAUUUUCUAUGAUUUGGACGUUCAAAAGGCUUUCCAGCUCGAGCAAGCUUCUCGCAAAACUGCGCAGCAGCUUGGUGACCUUAUCAUAGCAAAUGUUGAGAUCGUCAACAAGGCUGGGUACAUUGCCGAGCUUGUGGACAAACUCCAUCACCAUGACAACGCGCUGAAAAACUACGGCGUUCAUAUGAUCCAGCGCUUGCUUGAUAGUGGAUUACCGCCUAAGGAGAUUGCGUGGACGAACAUUGUCCCUUCGGCGUGUUCAAUGGUUGCCAACCAGUCGCAGUUGUUCUCUCAGUGCCUGGACUUCUAUCUAGAUACGGAUAACGCCAUCCACCUUGCCGAAAUUCAGCGCUUGUCAAAGGAGCAUACUCAUGAAGCCGACGAGCUACUUCUGAGAUACUUUAUGGAAGGUGUCCGAAUCCGAUCGUCUGUUGCCUUGCCCCGGGAGGUUGCCAAGCCGACUGUCAUUGAAGAUAACGGAAAGAGAGUGUCAUUGGAGGUCGGACAACAGGUGCUUGUCAAUUUGGUGGGUGCAAGCCACGAUGCCUCCGCAUUUCCCGACCCUGAAAAGGUUCGUCUUGAUCGUGAUUUGGGCAGCUACAUUCACUUUGGCUUCGGUCCACACCAAUGCCUCGGUAUGGAGGUGUGCCAGAUUGCUCUUCCGACCAUGCUCCGUAUUGUGGGACAGCUGGAGAAUCUUCGGCGUGCGCCUGGGUCGCAAGGUCAGUUGAAAAAGCAGACCGGAUCUGCAGGAUUGACCAUGUACAUGAAUGCGGAGCAAAGCGUCCUGUCUCCAUAUCCAUUGACCAUGAAGAUCCAAUGGGAUGGGGCAUUGCCCAACGUUGUGGGCCACUAG
This is a messenger RNA of Penicillium taxi, 3222 nucleotides long. RefSeq names its product peroxidase/cytochrome P450 family protein. Lineage: Eukaryota; Fungi; Ascomycota; Eurotiomycetes; Eurotiales; Aspergillaceae. Gene Ontology annotation, molecular function: monooxygenase activity; oxidoreductase activity, acting on paired donors, with incorporation or reduction of molecular oxygen; heme binding. The coding region runs from base 1 to 3222 and encodes 1073 amino acids. The transcript has 8 exons. Gene Ontology annotation, biological process: response to oxidative stress. The record is from RefSeq and is a predicted model, not a curated record.